UCAAAUUUAAAGUUUCGUUCUCUAAGAGAAAACAAAAUGCAGAGGGAGAGAGGAGGGGUUCAUGAGGAGAAGGACACCAGCACCUCGAUUGGGGAAAAGAUUUCCAGCAUUCUCGGAAGCUUGUUUGGGCCGAAAGGGCCAGUUUCAAAAGAUACCCCUCCUGAUGAUUUACCAAGAGCCAGCAAGCCCACUGGACCCGUCAUUGAGGAGCUAGAGAGCAAUGAAGAUGGUGGUGGCGGUGAAGUAGAAAAAUGUGGAGAAGUGUGUCAUAACCAGCAGCAGAGUAGUGAUUGGGCCAACGGAAACCCACUUGUUGAGCACCCUGAGGAUCAAGCUGAUGAUUAUCAUAACGAGACCAGUAACAUGAGGAAAUCUCCUUCAUUUGGGAGCAUUGAAGGAAAUAGAAGUAUGAGCUACAGAAGAGUAACACAUGGCGGCAUAAAUGGCGCCUAUUUAACGGCUACUACAAGCCGCCUGACUGGAAGUGAUGGAAGGGUGUGGGAGGAAACCAAACAUGCAGAUACUACAACGGGCGAAGCAACACACAGAAUCUCUAGAGGAAUCCAUGAUAAGGGACACACAGUAACAAGGAAGCUUAAAUCAGAUGGCAAGGUCGAUUCUAUGGAGACUUUGCACAAUUUAGGGGAAGAUGACUUAGUUGGUUUUGAACGGGAUUGGAAGACUAAUGCCGGCAGAGAUUGGAAGUAUAAUGCUCGCAAUGGAGGACCAAUCACCAGCAGCUGGUUGACAAAUUGGGACUCUCCCUUUAGAGAAGGCUCUGUUGGUCCAAGGUCUGACCUUGACACCAUAGGGCGCCAAUCUGGAGCCAGGGCAAAAAAGGUUAUCACUAUUAACAUCGAGUGAAUUCUAGUUUCUUUUUAACACCAUACAAGUACCAAGAGCUGGGUAUGUCCUGGUGAUGAUUCAAACAAUCAAUUCAAGUACUCGGUUUUGGUUGCCAUGUUUGUGUACAGUAGCGACAGUCUCACAUUUGGCUUUUUUAUUUUACUUUUCUCCUCCUAAGCAUAGAUUGUCAUUUUAUAGCUUUGUCAUGUAAUAUAGGUGUGCUUAAGAAGGAUUAAAACCAGGUUUGGCAGUUGUAUAAAAGAAAGAGAAAAGGCAAGAGAAAAAAAAGGAAUUGCAUUUCUGACCAAAAAGUCUUGACCCCUAGACUACAUAAACAUUAACAAUGACUUCUAGAAUACCAUGUAGAAAGGGGGGGAAAUGCCUAGCUUGAUACAAAACAAGGGCAAGAUUCAGGUACAAUGGCGGUCUUUAAAUCUGAUAUCUUAGAGAGCUUUUGGAUGAUUGUUUCAAUGGUUGGCCUUUGACUAGGAGAUUCAUGAGUGCAAAGUAGAGUCAUCUUUCCUAACAUAACAGCCUCAUACCUCUGCUCCUUGAUAAUUUGAAUGGCUGACCAGUCUUUCCAGUGAUGAUCUGAAAUGUGAUGAUACCAAAAGCGUAUAUGUCACUCUUUUCAGAGAAGCGGCCAGUGGUUGUAUAAUCGGGAGCCAAGUACCCCAUUGCAGCGCUUCCCUCUAGGGUUG
Messenger RNA from Cuscuta epithymum, 1547 nucleotides. NCBI's taxonomy places the organism in Eukaryota, Viridiplantae, Streptophyta, Magnoliopsida, Solanales, Convolvulaceae. The record is from the annotation of a GenBank genome assembly.